Messenger RNA from Xiphias gladius (swordfish), 2002 nucleotides. It is a transcript of the gene tmem38b, whose product is annotated as transmembrane protein 38B. Gene Ontology annotation, biological process: potassium ion transmembrane transport. Lineage: Eukaryota; Metazoa; Chordata; Actinopteri; Istiophoriformes; Xiphiidae. Gene Ontology annotation, molecular function: identical protein binding; potassium channel activity. The transcript is spliced from 7 exons. The coding region runs from base 870 to 1844 and encodes 324 amino acids. The record is from RefSeq and is a predicted model, not a curated record. Gene Ontology annotation, cellular component: membrane.
UGGCAGCAGCGCUAUGCAUUCCUUCAUGGCCACAAUUUACCAUCUUCCAAUGGCUACUCCCUGCAUUAGGCCUCCAUGUCACAAGGCGAAAGUCGUCUCAGACUGGUUUCAGGAACGUGAAAAUGGGUUCGGUGUACUCCAGGGGACUCCCCAGUCACGAGAUCCGGAUCCAAUAGGCCUUCGGAAUGUGGCAGAACAGGAGAUUGGCAGAGAUAAAUAUGCAGCUGAAAAAAAUCUGCAGAAAUGAUGUGAUGCAGUCGUGUCAACGUGGAGCAGAAUCUCAAAAGAAAGUUUCACACAUCUCGUGCAAUCAGUGUUGCGAGGAACUGAGGCUGUUUUGAGAGCAAAGGGAGGCCCUACCCGGUACUGGUACGGUGUUAAUAGUAGUGUACUUGGUGGUGGUCCGUUUGCUUUUGCAAAUACUGCAGCAUCUCCUCUCCAAGCCACCCUCUGGCGCGCGAUUGGCCCGCCGUGGCCUUCCUUCCUCCAAUCACAAGGCCGCUGGGGCUCCGCCCGCCACAUCACAAGUAUGGCGGCACGCGGAGCAGGAGUUCCGCCUACACGCUGGUGGCAGCGUCGUUUUACGGGCUUGACACCGACGCUGGCCGCCCUCGGGCACCGCAGAUCUGUUGCUCGGCGACGAGCGGCGGUCCCCGAAGUCAACUAAUCGAGCCGCGAGCAACUUGGCCGCAUCCCCCGUGCAUCCCCAGACGCACGGCUGCUUUUCGGCCCGGGUCAGACUUGACGGACGGCGGAUGAAACCCCAGUGCUUGCCCCGUUGACCUGCGCCGGACCGCCGCCGCCUGAACUCCCCUCCGCGAUUAACUCGAGUAGUUUACUGUUUGCUAAAGAGUUUUAGAAAUAGCAUAAUGGAUUUGCUCGGGGUGCUGCAUUUGGACGAACUGUCCCGCGGGCUGGCAAACUUGUCCAUGUUUCCGUACUUCGACAUGGCGCACUACAUGGUGUCAAUCAUGGCUCUGAGGGAGCAGCCAGGAGCUCUCCAGGUGUCCAGAGUCAGCCCCUUAGCCUGCUGGUUCAGCUCCAUGCUCUUCUGUUUCGGCGGCGCUGUGCUGUCCGGGAUCAUGCUGGCCGAGCCACCCGUAGCACCUUUGACCAACAGCACCAGCGUUCUGCUUGCGUCGGUCAUCUGGUACCUAGUGUUUUACUGCCCCAUGGACCUGGUGUACUGCGGUGCUGCCCUGCUGCCUCUCAGACUGGUGCUGUCAGGAAUGAAGGAAGUAACCCGGACGUGGAAGGUGCUCGGAGGGGUCACCCAGGCUCACAGCAAAUACAAAGAUAGCCUGCUGGUCAUGAUUGCCAUCGGCUGGGCUAAAGGUGCUGGAGGUGGUCUGAUAAGUAAUUUUGAGCAGCUUGUUCGAGGUGUGUGGAAACCAGAGACUAAUGAGCUCCUCAAAAUGUCUUACCCAACCAAGAUCACCCUGAUAGGGGCGGUGCUGUUUGCUCUGCAGCAGACCCACUACCUGCCGCUCCAGAAGCACCACCUGAUGCUCCUCUAUACCAUCUUUACCGUCGUCAACAAGUCGAGGAUGAUGCUGACAGGCUCCUCCGCCUCACCGUUUGCUGCCAUCGAGUCGGCCAUAUACAAGACCCUCUUCACUGGCUACUCCCCUUAUGCCGCCCUCACUGGCGAGGUAAAGAAACCAUGUACUGAUAAUGGCACAAUAGACAGGACAACCUCCACCGCCACAACCAAAGAGUCCGGUGAGACCAGAGCAGCAGGGAGACACACCCCGGUUUCUGCUGCCAAGGGACAAAGUGAGUCGCUCAAAGCCAAAGAGGAGUCAGAGAACGCAGAGACAACAAACUGCAAAAAGACCAACUAGUCAGCCUUUGCCCCUUAGCGCCUUUUCACCUCUAAGCUGGGUUGUGGAGUCAUUUCUGAUUCAGAUUUUUCAUAUCAGGACUUAAACUUUCUGUUCUAUUUUUCUUUUACCAAGAAACAUGUCCUGUUGGCUGUUUUUAUUCCAUUAGUUCCAUUUAU